Trichomonas vaginalis G3 is the source of this 789-nucleotide messenger RNA. Its product is annotated as proteasome regulatory particle assembly. The coding region runs from base 1 to 789 and encodes 262 amino acids. The transcript has a single exon. NCBI's taxonomy places the organism in Eukaryota, Parabasalia, Trichomonadida, Trichomonadidae. The record is from RefSeq and is a predicted model, not a curated record. Gene Ontology annotation, molecular function: protein binding.
AUGAGCUUCCAUGGAAGAAAUAGUUCUGUAAUUUCAGAAUGCAUUCAUUAUGAAAAACCUACUCAAGAAGCAAUGGAUUAUACAGUAUUAACUCAUAGUGUUGAUCAAUCACUAUUCUUACGCAAUAAUUUCGAUUUAUCACUUGAUAUUUAUCCAAUCAUUACAUACAACAAUUUCUAUUUAUAUCUAAUACUUCUACAAGAGGAUAUUUCGAAUAUUAUUUAUGCUCCAUUCUUUGGAAUUGAAAAUUUUACUCAUUACAUUCUUAAUAAUUAUGAAUACAAAAGCCUUAGAAAUGAAGAUGGAAAAACUAUACUUCAUUUUGCAAUUUACUCAAGGAACAUCAAUAUUUUAAAAAUGCUGUUGAAUGAUGGAAUAGAUAUUAUGAUUUUAGAUAAAGACAACAAAACAGCUCUUCAUUAUGCAGCUAUGCAUGAUAACAUAGAAAUGUGCUCUAUUUUUAUUGACAAAGGUCUAGAUAUCAAUGCAAAAGAUAAAUAUAAUCAAACUCCUCUUCAGAUCGCACUAUCAGAAAAGAACUUUAAUAUUGCAUUGUAUCUCUUAAAUCAUGGAGCAGAUUUUAACAUAGAAAAUGAUCAUGGAAAGAAUCCUCUUCAUUAUGCUUCAGAGAAUAACUGUAUUGAAAUAAUAGAAUUCUUAUUUAAUCAUGGAUUCAAUCUUAACCAAUCGAAUUACUUUGGUAAAACAGCAAUUGACUACGCAAGACAAAAUAACUGCAAAGAAGCAUUAGAGUUUCUUGAGUCAAAAGUUAAUUUGACAAAUAAUUAA